UGUUAUUAUUAAUUCUCACAAUUUAAUAAACUAAUUUAUUACAUUAAAAUCGUCUCUAAUAUUCAAUUUAUACAUUCCAUACUCUAAUAAAACUCUGUCAACUUAAUAACAAAAUUCUCUUAUAUAUAAUAUUAAUACUCUCUGAUAUACUGGAAUCUAUAUUUAAACAUAUAAUUAAUGCUAGGAAUCUUGAGGAAGGAUGUAUAUACACAUAAAUUGGGCUUUACAUUUUGGUGAAUAGAUUUAAGAAUUUGUUUAUUAUUUACAACAUUUACCUAAAAAAUAAAAACAGUUCAUUUAUUAUAUCGCAAUGAUUUUUGUAUUCUUAUUUUACAAUUUUUGCUGCUGUUUCGCGCUGAGAACCAGCCCACAUUCGAGGAAGCUUUUUUUCAUAAAUUCUAGCCCUCCUCUUCAGUUCAACAAUAGAAUUCAGAAACUUUACGAAUACGAUGAAUCAUUCAAUGAUCUUGUAGAUAAUUAUGAAUCCCAGGAGGAUUCUCAGCAUUACCAAGAAGGGUCUUUCCAGCAAAAGGAAGUACCCCGUGAUCACUUCGAUUUAUCCGCAAAUUCAGUCACGCUCUGUGGAAGGAUCGGAUUCAUAGCUGAACCUACUGUUUUUCCAAGUGGAUUCAGGGCUUUAAAACUAUCUAUUGCUACUUCAGAUAGGGAGAAAGACGGAAUAGUUAAAACGCAAUGGCACAGAGUUAUCCUAUACGGAAAUCGAAAUGUGGACUACGUUUAUUCCCGAGCCAGGGUUGGGGACAAGGCUCUUGUGAUUGGUCAGCUUAAAUACUACAAACCUCAAAAUUUCGACGCAAGUGGAGUUAGUCGGCCUAAGAUCGCUGAAGUUUCCGUGAGUUCACUCAGGGGAGGUGACACCUUCAUAUUAAUGCCUAAGAAUCCUUCUAAUCCUGAGAAUAAUUAUGUCGCUGCAAACCAACAAAUUUACCCAGAAAAUUUCUAAAUGUUUUACAAAACUUAUGAAUUUUUAUUAAUUCGUU
Messenger RNA from Theileria parva strain Muguga, 1001 nucleotides. RefSeq names its product Single-strand binding family protein. Gene Ontology annotation, molecular function: single-stranded DNA binding. The record is from RefSeq and is a predicted model, not a curated record. Lineage: Eukaryota; Apicomplexa; Aconoidasida; Piroplasmida; Theileriidae. Bases 311 to 964 code for a protein of 217 amino acids. The transcript is spliced from 5 exons.